Olea europaea var. sylvestris is the source of this 1235-nucleotide messenger RNA. RefSeq names its product pentatricopeptide repeat-containing protein At3g13150-like. The transcript has a single exon. Gene Ontology annotation, cellular component: chloroplast. Lineage: Eukaryota; Viridiplantae; Streptophyta; Magnoliopsida; Lamiales; Oleaceae. Bases 150 to 1235 code for a protein of 361 amino acids. The record is from RefSeq and is a predicted model, not a curated record. Gene Ontology annotation, molecular function: protein binding.
UAAACAUAUGUUAUCGAAAAUCCAAAUGAAUAACAGGAUAUCAAAAUGUUUUUGCGAAAUCUUACUAGCCUCCGUUUUGGCCUCUCAUGCCUUGAAACCCUAACGUAACCUUAACUCCUUCCUUUCCCAAAGUUUUGUCCAAAUUUCGAAUGUCAUCAUCAAUUUACAGCCAUCUCGGUGGCCUUUUCCGCAAAUCUUCCAAACCUUCUGCAACGGCUUCCGCAGCUGCCGUCACGAUAAACAGUUCACAACAAACGGCAUCUGAACCUACCCGUCUCACCGCCGCUGCCACCAAAGAAAAACAACUCGAAUCUUUGGUAAAAAAAUUCAAGAAAAACUCAGAGUCUCCCCGCUUUCGCCGCCGCCAUCUGAACUAUGAGCCGGCCGUCCGCCGCCUCGCUUCUGCAGGUCGCUUCUCUUCGAUCCACGACAUCCUUAACCACCAAAAACAGUACAAAGAUAUCACCAAUGAACGCUUCACAGUCCGCCUCCUCUGGCUUUAUGGCAAGUCCCAAAUGUCUGACCACGCGCUCGACCUGUUCGAAGAAAUGCCCCAACUAAACUGUCUGCGCACUGUCCUUUCCUUCAAUGCUCUCCUGGCGGCCUGCGUUCACUCCAAACAAUUUGAUAAAACUGUCAAGCUUUUUCGUGAAAUCCCCGAGAAAUUGGCAAUCCAGCCGGAUAUAGUCUCUUAUAACACGGUGAUCAAGGCCUUUUGUGAGUUAGGAUCAUUGGAUACAGCUGUUUCUAUGAUGGAUGAACUUGAUAAAAAUGGUAUACAUGCAACUUCGGCUACUUUUAAUACACUUUUGUAUGCCUUUUACAAGAGCGGUAGGUUUGACGAGGCAGAAAAGAUAUGGGGAUUGAUGGAAAAGAAAAAUGUGAGUGCUGAUGCUAGGAGUUAUAAUGCCAAGUUGCAUGGCUUAGUAAAAGAUAAGCGGGUAAUGGAGGCUGUGGGUGUGGUCGAGGGGAUGGAGGAUAGGGGGGUGAAGCCUGACGGUGUUAGUUACAAUGUGUUAAUUAAAGGGUUUGUAGAUGAAGGGCAUUCAAAUGAGGUCAAAAGAUGGUACAAGAAAAUGAUAGACAAUGAAUGUACACUGGAUUUGGCCACAUUUAGGAUGCUCAUUCCCUUUGCUUGUGACACAGGUGACAUUGAUUUCGCACAUGAGUUGUGCAAGAAGGGUGUUAAAAUAGGAAUUAGAAAUCAUAUUGGAGUGAUUGUUUUUGGUAUUUAG